This is a messenger RNA of Xyrauchen texanus (razorback sucker), 1405 nucleotides long. RefSeq names its product malonyl CoA:ACP acyltransferase (mitochondrial) (gene mcat). NCBI's taxonomy places the organism in Eukaryota, Metazoa, Chordata, Actinopteri, Cypriniformes, Catostomidae. The record is from RefSeq and is a predicted model, not a curated record. The transcript is spliced from 4 exons. Gene Ontology annotation, molecular function: transferase activity. Bases 249 to 1388 code for a protein of 379 amino acids.
UACAGACAUGACACGUGAGAACCACCGGAGUAAUAAAGGAAUCUUAAUAUUGACAACGUUAACUCUAAUAUCCUCUAUUAAAAUGAUGAUAUGAUAGGAAUACAUUUUUGUCAAGUUCGCAUGACUUUAGUGACGUUUUCCUUUCUGUCAUGAUUGAAAACGAGGAUGUUUUGCAUUUGACCUCCGCAAUAAGAGUGUUCUGGAUCGUUGUUCAAAAAAUUUCACAAUUUGGGUAAAAUUGUAAUCUGAUGGUAUUCGUUUCAAGAUCAAAUAUUUUUAACAUGAAUCUCGGUAUGACAAUUAGAACAAGAGUGAAUCUGUUUCGAGGUAAGGCGACUCUCUCCCACUGUAGAAGACUAUCAGACAAUGUUCCCAUUUCAUCGGAUCAAAUUCAGUCCAGCACAUCUCAGCAGCACAGGACCACCCGGAGAGCACAUGUUCUUCUCUUCCCAGGACAGGGCAGUCAGUUCGUCGGCAUGGGAAGAGGACUUUUGAAGUAUGGGAAUGUCAAGGAGAUGUUUUCUGUAGCACAGAAGCUUCUGGGUUAUGAUCUGCUGUCUCUGUGCUUAAAUGGACCCGAGGAAGAUCUGAUGAAGACUGUUCAUUGCCAGCCAGCUGUGUUUGUCUGCUCACUGGCUGCUGUGGAAAGACUCAACCACGAAAAUCCUGCUGCUAUUGAGAGCUGUGUGGCUGCUGCAGGUUUCAGUGUUGGGGAAUUUGCUGCUUUGGUCUUCUCUGGUGCAAUGGAUUUUGUUGAAGCUCUGUUUGCUGUAAAAGUGAGGGCAGAGGCAAUGCAGAAGGCCUCCGACCAAGUACAGAGUGGCAUGCUGUCUGUGGUUGGCCGACCCCAGGCCAACUACAAAUAUGCCUGCCUCCAAGCUAGAGAGCACUGUUUGUCUUUAGGUAUCCAAGAGCCUGUGUGCGCCAUUGCAAACUACCUCUUUCCAGAUGGCAGGGUAAUAGCUGGCCACAAAGAGGCUUUGGAAUUCCUUCAAAAGAACUCUAGAGAGCUGCACUUCAUGAGAACUCGACUGCUGCCAGUUAGCGGGGCCUUUCACACCCCACUGAUGGAGCCGGCGGAGGAACCCCUGAGAGACAUCCUGAGAAAGAUAGAGGUACGGCGCCCUGAGAUCGCUGUACACUCAAAUGUGGAUGGAAAGCGUUACAUGCAUGACAAGCACGUUCGGAAACAGCUGGCCAAACAGCUUGUGUCUCCAGUGAAAUGGGAGCAGACGCUGCAUGAGAUUUAUGAAAGAGCCCAGGGGCAGGAUUUUCCUCACACCUAUGAGGUGGGGCCUGGAAAACAGUUGGGCUCAAUGCUACAGAAAUGCAACAUGAAGGCUUUUAAGAACUAUACACAUGUAGAUGUUGUUCUGCCAGAAGAAUAAUCAAUGUUAUGUUGUAA